Messenger RNA from Aspergillus ruber CBS 135680, 1263 nucleotides. RefSeq names its product FAD-dependent oxidoreductase. NCBI's taxonomy places the organism in Eukaryota, Fungi, Ascomycota, Eurotiomycetes, Eurotiales, Aspergillaceae. The transcript is spliced from 7 exons. Gene Ontology annotation, molecular function: FAD binding; monooxygenase activity. The record is from RefSeq and is a predicted model, not a curated record. Bases 1 to 1263 code for a protein of 420 amino acids.
AUGGCUUUAGACAUCAUCAUCGUGGGCGCAGGUAUAUCCGGUCUCUGCACGGCCAUCGCUCUUCGACGAUCCGGCCAUAGAGUGCAGAUCUUCGAGAAGUCUCGCUUUGCAACCGAAACCGGAGCAGCCGUCUCCCUAGCACCUAAUGGCGUCCUUGUCUUGGAACAUCUCGGUUUUGAUUUCGCUCGAGCACAAGCGUGCCGCCACAAGGCUUGGGUAGUGAUGGACGGUUUGACGUUGAAGCAGAUUACGACCCAGAGCCUGGAAAAUAUUGCUAGUAUCACUGGGUCGGAUUACCACACUGUUCAUCGUGUGGAUCUGCAUAAGGAACUGUUGAGACUAGCUCUGGACACCACGACAGACCACCACUCCACCCCUCCCGCGAAUAUCCAAUACGGUUCCCCAAUUGCCAAUGUCGACGCGCUUAACGGCAAGGUCCACCUAACUGAUGGCAGCAUCCACUCUGCCGAUCUAUUAAUCGCAGCAGACGGAAUCCACUCCACAGUACGUGGAUGUGUAGUUCCAUCCGGCUCAAACACGAGUAACAGAGCUAUUGAAACGGGGAUGAGCGCAUUCCGUUUCUUACUGCCUACGGAGACGCUCAUGGCUAGACCAAUGAUCAAUGAUGCCAUGCGGAUGAAAACGGGAGAUUCGGCUCUGUUGGCGGACACGUCGAGGGUUGAUAGUGUGCAGCAUAUGAUCUGGUAUGGGUGUCGGAGAGAGCAAGUUCAGAACUUUGUUGGCAUCCAUCGAACACGAGAACCAGAGAGGAGUCCCGGUGAUGCAAAGUCAGAUAUGCUAGAAGAAUUCGGCCACUUCAACCCAAUUGUCCCAGAGAUAAUCAAUCUAGCUGACGACGUAAAAUGCUGGCCCCUCUUAAUCCACGAACCCCUCAAAACAUGGAUCUACCACAAAGUCCUCCUUAUCGGCGAUGCUGCUCACGCUAUGCUCCCCUUCGGUGGCCAAGGCGCAAACCAAGCCAUCGAAGACGCCGGCGCAAUCAGCAUCCUCUUUCGAGAUCUGCAUAGCGCGGAAGAUCUGCCUGCACGGCUGGCGCUUUUCGAGAAAGUACGCACGAAACGCGCGUCGAGAGUACAGGUGCUGUCAACGGUUAGGGUUGGAAAGGAGAAGGAGGUUGAGGGGGAGGUGUUGAAGUAUAUGGAGGAUGGGCUGGAUAUUCCGAAUACAUUUGCAAGUCGGUUGGUUCAUGAUUCUGGAUUUAAUGUGCUUGAGCGAUGUGAGAAGGAGUUGAAGGCUUUUUGA